UUUAUUUAUGUUCUCUCCAUGAGGAGUUAUUUACUGCUAUUCCGGCCUUGUUUCUGUCCAUAACCUCAAAAUUUGGCUUACACCCUACCCCCAAAUUCCAUUAGUUCAUCCCGAAAGGGUACCCACUUCAAAAUCUUUCAUUAAAAUCUAGCUCUCAAAAAUCACAAGUAUUUAACUUAAGAUAUAUAUAUAUAUAAUUCCCCAUUUUCAAACCAAGAAACGCGAAGCUGUAUCCGGGAAGAGAGAGAGCGAAAAUGGAGGAAGAUGGGUUUUUGGGAGAACCGAAUCGAGUGGAGCUAGGCACUUGCUUAAGUAGCUACAUCGACGAUGGCACCACUGAGAGCCAUAGGUACUAUCUUUCUCGCAGAACAGUCCUGGAGAUGCUUAGGGACCGAGGCUACACCAUCAACCCCUCUGAUAUCGACCUCACUCUCCAACAAUUCCGAGAAAUUUACGGCCAGUUCCUCGAUGUCGAUCGCCUUAAACUAUCUGCUGCUCAUCGCGCCGAUCCCUCCAAAAGAAUUCUUGUAAUAUUCUGUGGGACUGGUGCAGUAAAGGUUAGUGCUAUUCGCAAUAUUGCGGGCCAAAUUGUUAACAAAGAAACUUUGCAUGGUCUCAUUCUAAUUGUGCAAAAUCAAAUUACAAACCAAGCCAUGAAAGCAGUUGAGGUCUUUUCGUUCAAGGUUGAAAUAUUCCAGAUUACUGACUUGCUGGUUAAUAUCACAAAGCAUGCAUUAAAGCCAAACCAUCAGGUGCUAACGGAGGAAGAAAAACAAAAGCUUUUGGAACAAUACAGUAUAGAGGAAAAACAGCUUCCUCGUAUGCUACGUACGGAUGCCAUUGCUCGAUACUACGGACUCGAGAAGGGGCAGAUUGUGAAAGUAACGUAUGAUGGUGACAUGACUAGAUCACAUGUAACUUACCGUUGUGUCUGGUGAUGGCCUAUGAAUGAAUUCAGGUUUCACCAAUUAUGUUUUGUAUUUUUAACCCCAAAGAACUUGAUUACUUUUGUCUUAGACAUCAAUCAAUGUUCCACAACUCCUUGUGUUACUAGAUUUUCAGUGCAUGUUUCGAGGCAUUAUUUAUAAUA
Molecule: messenger RNA, 1090 nt
Organism: Cucurbita moschata (crookneck pumpkin)
Lineage: Eukaryota; Viridiplantae; Streptophyta; Magnoliopsida; Cucurbitales; Cucurbitaceae
Product: DNA-directed RNA polymerase V subunit 5A
Exons: 4
Coding region: 255-938 (227 amino acids)
Biological process (GO): DNA-templated transcription
Molecular function (GO): DNA binding; DNA-directed RNA polymerase activity
Source: RefSeq, a predicted model, not a curated record